This is a messenger RNA of Gadus morhua (Atlantic cod), 4358 nucleotides long. It is a transcript of the gene cry2, whose product is annotated as cryptochrome circadian regulator 2. The coding region runs from base 475 to 2667 and encodes 730 amino acids. Gene Ontology annotation, cellular component: nucleus; cytoplasm. Lineage: Eukaryota; Metazoa; Chordata; Actinopteri; Gadiformes; Gadidae. The transcript has 13 exons. Gene Ontology annotation, molecular function: DNA binding; FAD binding. Gene Ontology annotation, biological process: negative regulation of DNA-templated transcription; circadian regulation of gene expression; entrainment of circadian clock by photoperiod. The record is from RefSeq and is a predicted model, not a curated record.
GUGUAGCAGCAACAUCGUUCUGAAUAAAUUAAAAAGCAGUAUGCAUUUAUUGAGAAUCGAAUAAAGGGUUAGCCAUGAGUCACACAAUAAAACAACUUGUUAUUUUCAAAGCGUUCAAUUGUUGCUGCUCAUCGUUCAAUCAAUAAGAAGAAAAAAGGAAAAAAACAACAACAACGUGACACUCUUCAGAAACAUGUGCCAGCAACCAAUGCACAUCGAGCCUGUUAUAAAUGAAGGAUGACGUCCAUAUUUUGGCCAAUGAGCGGAGGGACAGGAACAGCCCUAUGAAACAUUUCGUUGCGUUGACCCAAACAUGAUCGCGCCCGCUGCUGCCAUCCACUGACAGCCGGCGAAGUUUUUCCGACUUGACCGAAGUGUGCUUGUUUUGGAUUUUAUUAUUCCGUUUAACGGUAUCAGUUGAUUGAUAACGCUCCUUUCUGCCUUUGUACUAUGAUGAUGGUCUGAUGAAUAAUCAUGGUGGUGAAUUCAGUACAUUGGUUUCGCAAAGGGCUGCGUUUGCACGAUAAUCCUUCAUUGCAGGAGGCCCUUAAUGGAGCGGACACUGUUUGUUGUGUUUAUAUUCUGGAUCCGUGGUUUGCUGGCUCCGCUAACGUAGGAGUCAACCGAUGGAGGUUUCUAUUGGAGUCUUUGGAGGACUUGAACAACAGCCUGAGGAAACUAAACUCCAGGUUGUUUGUGGUUAGAGGACAGCCCACGGAUGUUCUCCCAAGGCUUUUCAAGGAGUGGAAUGUCACCCGGCUGACGUUUGAAUAUGACCCAGAGCCUUAUGGGAAAGAGAGAGACGGGGCCAUCAUCAAGGUGGCGCAUGAGAUGGGCGUCGAGACCAUCGUCAGAAACCUGCACACCCUCUACAACCUCGACAGGAUUAUAGAGAUGAACAACAACAGUGCUCCACUGACCUUCAAGCGUUUCCAGACCAUCGUGAACAGGCUGGAUCUGCCCCGACGGCCUCUGCCUACCGUCACCCCGCAGCAAAUGGAGAGGUGUAAAACACUCAUAGCUAAAGACCACGAUCAACAUUACAGUGUACCCUCACUGGAAGAGCUGGGCUUCAAAACGGAAGGUCUACCUCCCGCGGUCUGGAGAGGUGGGGAGUCUGAGGCACUGGAGAGACUCAACAAACACCUGGACAGAAAGGCAUGGGUGGCAAACUUCGAGCACCCUCGGGGGGUCUGCUCUUUAUUCGCCAGUCCGGCGGGCCUCAGUCCCUUCCUGCGCUUCGGUUGUUUGUCCUGCCGCGUAUUUUACUACAACCUGAGAGAACUAUACAUGAAGCUGCGUAAGCGUUGCAGUCCUCCGCUGUCCCUGUUCGGACAGCUACUGUGGAGGGAGUUCUUCUACACGGCGGCCACCAUCAACCCAAACUUUGACCGCAUGGAAGGAAACCCCAUCUGUGUCCAGAUACCUUGGGACCAGAACCCAGAAGCGCUGGCUAAAUGGGCCGAAGGGCGGACGGGCUUCCCCUGGAUCGACGCCAUCAUGACCCAGCUACGGCAGGAGGGCUGGAUCCAUCACCUGGCCCGGCACGCCGUGGCCUGCUUCCUCACCCGGGGAGACCUGUGGAUCAGCUGGGAGAGCGGCAUGAAGGUGUUUGAGGAGUUGCUACUCGAUGCUGACUGGAGCGUGAACGCUGGCAGCUGGAUGUGGCUCUCAUGCAGUGCCUUCUUCCAGCAGUUCUUCCACUGCUACUGUCCUGUUGGCUUUGGGCGGCGGACAGAUCCAUCAGGAGAUUAUAUCAGGCAUUACAUCCCAAUCCUGAAGGACUACCCAAACCGCUACAUCUACGAGCCCUGGAACGCCCCCUUAUCCGUCCAGAAGGCCGCCCACUGCGUGGUGGGCGUGGACUACCCCAAACCCAUGAUCAACCACGCCGAGGCCAGCCGGCUGAACAUAGAGAGGAUGAAGCAGGUCUACCAGCAACUGUCCCAUUACAGAGGCCUCAGUCUCCUUGCAUCGGUGCCAACCAUCCAGGAGGAGGCGGAGCCACCGAUGACGGACGAGUCCCAGACCAGCAGCGGUCCUGACUCUCCGGUCCAUGAGCCAGCGGCCUGCCCACUGGUCCCAGACUCCUCCAGAGCAUGCAUGUCCUCUCCUGCCCCAGGCCUCAACGUCUCUGCAGCACACACUCCCUCCACAUCCACACGGGAGCAGGCAGGCGUGGGCGCUGCAGCACCCCCUCAGGCCUACGCCUCCACCUCUACGGACCCCUCCACAUUCCCCGUCUUGUCCUCCGCGGCGGCCAUCACCAAGUUAUCCAUAGAUGUACCUGCCGCGGUGUUUCUCCACCCUCCUCCUAUCCCCUUCCCCUCCUCAAACCCAGCCACCGGUCAAACCCCCGCCAGAGACCCAGCCUCCAGCCCCGCCUCCCCAAACCUCAGUCCCGCCUCAAAGCCGUUCAGAGCUCUGUCUCCGCGUCCGGUAACGCUAGCGGGCCACCACGCUCCGCUUCUGGGUCAGAGGAAGAAAGGCCCGCUCCGCAAGCACCGGCGCAGCCAGAGGGCCCGCGGGGUCCCGGGCUGCGUCCCGGGACCCCCGGUGGAAGGGGGGAAGGCCAUGGACGGAGCGGGGGGCGAGGGAGAGGAGUGUUGGAGGGAAGAGUGCAUGGACGAGGACAUGAUCCAGGACAGCCCAAAUGAUCAGCAGUGAUAGUUGGAGGUAAUUCCAAGGUGAGAUGCUGCAAUAUGAAAAAAAGCUAGGUCGAUUGCAGCUCCUGUUGUCCUUUUUAUAUAGAUUUGCACACAGAUAAUUGAAAUGAAUAUAAUACUGAGCAUUCAACAUCAUCAACAUUCUGAGGAAUGGGUAGCCGGUUUUGUUUGAUUGACAAUCGUGACAUUUUUUACUGUUCUUAACUUGGAAUUGUUUACUGUAAAUAGUUUGAAUGAAUAGCCAUUAUAAUGAUUAAUGGGUACGUUUCCAUAGCCAUACAAUUACAUCGUAUUCAUCUUAUUCGGGUUGAAUACUCAAAAAGUGCUUAUAUAAUGCCAGAAAUAGUAUUAAAUGGUAUAAUGUUAGGAAGGUUUGACUGAAAUAAGGAAGUGACAUUGUCCUAUCAUUGGCCAUAUUCUGUAUCACAAGCAAGCUUUUUGCUUCUCUUUAGUAUGGUAGAAUGGGAAACUAUAAGCACAGACUAUUAAUGCAGCUUAUCUUAAGACAGUAUUCAUGAUAAAGUAUAUUUACUAAGCAGACAAAAGUUAAUGCCGCAUGUUCAGAGCAAGUUCUUGGGUAACAGAAACCUAUUUUCUAUGGCUUAGUAUUUUGAAGUACUGUCAGUGGUGAUAAUCACCUUUUAUAAUGAUAACACGUUUUUCAAAUGUGUUUCUAAAUUAUUAUCAGGGAAAAUAAGGAAAGGUUUUCUGUUAUAUAACAAUUCUAUAAUCUGCCAAUACCAUUACUAAAUAUAUUUACAUUUCCACAGCCGUUUUCGUAAUGUGACUAAAAUAAAUAUUUGUCUUACCUUUUCAUCAAUUAUAUUUUCAAAUUUAUUUCUGACCUUGAUAGAUCAUAGUAUUAUUAUUAAAUGUAAAAAUGUAUUUGUAAUUAUGUAAACAGUUCUGUAGAAAAACUGUUAUACUAUGUCGUCUAUAAACACAAAAGAUAACAACACACACAUACACUGCAUUAAAUUCAACUGGAUAAUGGUGUUUCUUUUUAAAGACUACCUUGACCAAAGUUUGAUAGCCCAGUAUGUUCGAAGUCUUUUUCUUAUUCGGCAUUUGGUGUUAAACUGUAAGAAUUUCCGUUUAUCUUGAUUCUUACCCAUAUCCAUCUAUAUGAAAGCAGUUUUUGUUCGGUAUUCUUUGUAAUUAGACAUACAUGUUUUACAAAGGAAGUAUUUUUUGUUUACUGGCCUGAUCAAGUGUACGAAAAGAGUAUAUGUACACCAUAAUCGAUCGACCAACAUUUGACAAAAACCACGUUCAGCCUUGUCUACAUAAAUUAUUGUGGACGCAAAAGUAUAUUAUUAGGCACUUUAUUGGAGAAAGUAAGAAAGUUAUUGUUUCAUUGCUCGAAAGUAGUUUGUGGUACAAAUACCACCUACCUGUGAAAACAUCCCUUGUCUCAUCAGUUGCUUGUGUACAUGAAUUAUUCUGACUUACAUUGUGUAUUUUGUUAAGCCAUCUGGAUAAGACUAUAUGUUCGAUUUGUGUUGUUUUGCGUUGUACUUUUUCAUUACAAUUGUGGUGUAGUAGGUUUGGUGGGUGCUCUUUUUUUGUUUUUUGUUCUUAUGUUUUCAGUAGUUCUGCAUAUUUUAAACAGAAUUUAAAAAAUAUAAAUAUUUAUUGUGCAUAAUAUUUGUUCAAUAAAAUGUUAUGAAUACUGAACCAGCCAAUAUAAAA